CCCAGUGGUCAGUUGAGAGCCACCCUUGAACAGGUCAGGAGACACCAGGCUCUCUCUCGAGCUGGGCCUGUUCAGGGACUGCAGGCAAGGCUGGGCAGUACGAAGCUGAGAACUGCCUGCUCACAACCAUGGCAGCGGCCGCACCACGAGCCCGGACAGGUGGCAAGAGGGGCAAGGAUGAGAGAAGAGGGUUUAAAGGCUACAAGUGGGAAUUCAGAGACAGCAAUAAAGACUUCUGGGCGCAGGGACACGCAGAGAGCAAGUCUCUGAUUAUGAUCUGCAUCAUUGCUGCACUGGUCUGUUUUGAGAGAGUGGCCACUCAUCCAAUCGUGGUCCUGCUGCUUACGAUGGAACUGUCGAUCUGUGCUUUCUUCUUCUUCCUCUACUCCUUAGCCAUCAACAGAUACAUUCCCUUUGUCUUCUGGCCUAUGAUGGACCUGAUAAACGACCUGGCCUGUUGCGCAUUCCUCAUAGGUGGUAUAAUCUUUGCUCUUGAAGCGAGACGAGAAUUGCCAAUGCCCUACUUAUCUGGUAUGAUCCUCAUGGGCGUUGCAGCAUUUAUAAGUAUCAUUGACCUGUGUCUUCAGAGGAGACAAUUUAAAAGCAGGAAGCUUCGAAAGUUUAUUCUACUUGCCCCAGACAGAAAAGGGAAGAUGCAGGACCCAAAACUCCUUUUAAUGCUGGCCGCCAAAGAGGAUGAGGAGGAAAGACAAAGGGAACUGGCGGAGAAAGCGAAGAGGGAGGAGAUGGACCCUGGAUGGUGACUGCGCAAGCCGCACCUGUGGUCAGGGACAGCUGCGAACUCUGUGGCCAGGCCUUGCUAUUCUCUCCCUUUGCCAGAUUUCCAGCAGAGUUCUCCAUCAAUAAAGACAUCCGGGAAAA
This is a messenger RNA of Mus pahari (shrew mouse), 882 nucleotides long. Its product is annotated as CKLF-like MARVEL transmembrane domain-containing protein 2B. The record is from RefSeq and is a predicted model, not a curated record. NCBI's taxonomy places the organism in Eukaryota, Metazoa, Chordata, Mammalia, Rodentia, Muridae. Gene Ontology annotation, cellular component: membrane. The coding region runs from base 129 to 764 and encodes 211 amino acids. The transcript has 5 exons.